AAUCUUGAUGGGGCGAAUGCAAGUGGAGGACUAGCCGAGAUAGAGGAAGCAAAGAAGAUGAUUGUACUCUACGACUCCCUCCAACUAGCACAUAAAUGCAUUCUCAACUCGUUCUAUGGCUAUGUCAUGCGAAAAGGUGCAAGAUGGCACUCGAUGGAGAUGGCUGGCAUUACUUGUCUUACGGGUGCCAAAAUCAUUCAAAUGGCAAGAAAGCUAGUGGAUGAUAUUGGGCGUCCAUUAGAGUUGGACACAGAUGGUAUUUGGUGUAUGCUUCCAGGGGUUUUCCCCGAGAACUUCACAUUCAAAUUUGCCACUGGGAAACCACUGGGAUUUUCUUAUCCAUGCACCAUGCUAAAUCAACUCGUACACGCCAAAUUUACGAAUCACCAAUACCACACGCUGAAAGAUGGUCGAUACGAAAUCAAAAGCGAAAACUCGAUCUUUUUCGAACUCGAUGGUCCAUAUAAGGCAAUGAUCCUGCCCUCUUCAAAAGAAGAGGACAAACUACUCAAAAAACGUUAUGCAGUCUUUAACGAAGAUGGCAGUUUGGCUGAGCUCAAGGGCUUUGAAGUUAAACGAAGAGGAGAAUUACAGCUCAUCAAGAUCUUCCAGUCUCAAAUCUUUGAGAAGUUCCUCCUAGGGGAAACGCUCGAAGAAUGUUAUGCGGCUGUUGCGAAAGUUGCAGAUCAAUGGCUAGAUAUUCUGUUCACUAAGGGGACUACACUUGGCGAUGAAGAACUCGUUGAUUUGAUCGCCGAAAAUCGUAGCAUGUCCAAGACCUUACAAGAGUACGGUACUCAGAAAUCCACAUCUAUUAGUACAGCACGGAGGUUGGCCGAGUUCUUAGGUAGCCAGAUGGUGAAAGACAAAGGACUCGCUUGUAAAUUUAUCAUCUCGGCAAAACCGUUUGGGGCCCCGGUCACAGAAAGAGCUGUACCCGUUGCGAUCUUUUCUGCCGCGGAAAGUGUGAAGCGGUUAUACCUCCGCAAAUGGUUACGGGACAAUAGUCAGACCAAUUUUGAUAUUCGGGCCAUUCUCGACUGGGACUACUACAUCGAACGAUUGGGAUCCGUCAUCCAGAAGCUAAUCACCAUUCCGGCGGCGAUGCAAAAUGUCUCUAACCCAGUCCCUCGUAUUCGUCACCCAGACUGGCUUUCUCGCAGAGUUGCAAGGGCGCAAGAUCGAUUCCAGCAGCACAAGAUGACAGACUUUUUCAAGCAAGAACCAGUUGAUCGACCGAAGGCUGGUACAAGAGAUGAUAGUGAUGGUGCUGAAACAGACGGUUCCGUUAAAGACAUUGAAGACUUUGGACACUCUUCACGAACUUCGAAGCCCACUAUUGCAAUAUCCAGUCGUAAAGUACCAACCAAGCAACAACGUGCCCCAAAUGAAGAUAAACUACCACCUUUACCUAAUCCUUCGGUCAACUAUUCCGCCUGGCUAAGGGCGAUGCGGCCCCGCUGGAAAGCGGAGAGAGCCAACCGGCUUCAGGCUGGAGGUAGUUCUCAUUUACCAGCUAUUUUCCGAGGUGCGGCACGACCGGUUGCUCGGUCCACGGCCUGGGACAUAAUUCAGGUCCGGCCCACACAUCGAGAAGGAAGAUUCAUGGCAUGGUUGGGAACAGAGAAUGAGAUCGUUCAAGUAGUCCUACGUAUACCGCGUCAAUUCUACAUCAACCUUAAAAGCGAUCCCAUUCGAGAGGGUGACCGAGCGACUUUCCACCCUGCGUAUACCGCUGAACGUAGUUCGAAGAUUUUACCUAGAGGACACCCAACCCUGCAUCUAUAUCACAUUAGUACAAGCGAAGAAUUCUUCAAAACGAAUGUAUCCCAUUUCUCUCAUCUUAUGAACAAUCCCCAGACCGACGCCGUUUACGAGCUAAAGCUACCGUUGGUCAUGAGGGCCAUUCUGACCCUUGGGGCAUCUUGUUCCAUUGCCCUGGGUCAAGAAAUCACCCUUAGUCGUGCACGGGAUAUCGGCUUUGACUUGCAUCAACUCGAUCGCUCUUCACUUGCCAAGAGAAAGUAUUUGGACGGAGGACACCGGUUCAAUUAUAGCUUCCUCUUUCACGCUUAUUCAAGCGAUGGUGAUGUUCACGUUUUCUCACUGUUCAGUAACAGUGCAAUAGCAUCUGUUCAUGUCGUAGAUCCUGCAACACACCGCGCAGGGUUCUCUCGCCUCUCUGAUAUCUAUCUUUCUAUGCUUCAACAACAACAAAAGCGUCAAAGUGGCAGCAUCGUCAACUAUCCAAAGUCCAUAGAAUUCAAGGUGUCUUACCAUUCUAACGAUGUGACGGCCAUGAAGGCAGUCAGUCGUGAACUGGCACUCAAAGAAUAUCGAUCGAACAUUCUAGUGCUUGCAUCUCGCAAAGAACUCGGUUAUUACGAGAGAGGGAUCGCAGCACUCUCUACUUUACCUGUAGUGAGAAUGGCAAGCAACCGAAGUACAUCACUCGACAGCUUAGAGUGGCAAAAGACAGCAGUACAAGGUCUCAUUAGUCACUAUCUCGCCUUGGGAGAAUGGCUGCGGGAUCAGAUCGAUAAUUCGAUCUAUUAUGACGUCCCUCUUGGGAACAUUCCCAUUGAUCACAGUCUUUUCUUCAUGGAUGUAUCCUUUGCACGGCGGAUGACGAAGCAGGAUAUGAUCCUGUGGUGGUCCCCAACCAUGAAGCCGGACUUGGGUGGACGAGAAGUCGACGGGAGUGCCGGCUCAUCUUUCGAAGAGUUGGUGAAUCCAGAAGCUUCCCGCCCAGGUUGCUACACGAACGUUUGUCUACAAAUCGAGAUGAGAAACUUGGCUGUGGACGCUGUCCUACAAUCAUCACUAGUCAAUGAGCUGGAGGGAAGCGGUGGAGCCACUUCUUUCGAUUCCGUCUCUCAUACUCUUCAUGAAUACACAAACGGCGAGGCAAGCUCAUCCAUCACGCUUGGAGACUCCGUUUUAUCGCCUCAGACAUUCUUCAUUCUGAAGAACCUUGUCAAAGGAUGGAUGCUGGAUAAAGCUACAUCACCUGAUAGCCCAGCAGACUUGGCCCUCGCCUUCUUCUGGAGAUGGAUCAGUUCUCCAUCUUCACAUAUGUAUGACUCGGGGAUUCACCGUUUUGUGCACGGAUUAAUGACCAAAACAUUCUUCCAGCUUCAAGCUGAGUUCAAGCGACUAGGAUCCACUGUUAUCUCUGCCGACUUUAGUCAAAUUCUCCUCUUGACAUCCAAACCACCCGGCAGCGCUGCUGCUUAUGCAACAUACAUCACCACUGCAGUCUUAUCUAACGAGCUCUUCAAGCACCUCCAAUUACACACGGAGAGAUACUACGAUUUUCUCCUAUAUUUGGAUGGAGCAAAUCAAGGAGGUAUCGUCUGCGCUGAUCCGAGGGCAAAGGAACCCCCUCGAACCCCUUGCAUUGCGAAUACUUGGAACAUUCAAGCGUUCCUGCCGCCUGCCAUUCAACCUACUUUCCAUCAAGAAGUCACCAAGUUCAUUGUCGAUAUGUUCAAAAUCCGAACGAAGCAUACGGCCACUACUAGAACUCCGAUGCGGGUUCUCGACGCUACAUACACUACUGGCGUCCAACCAGACCAACGAUUUGUUCAGGAACAAGACGAGGUCAGGGCUUAUAUCUCGAAGCGUCUAACUCGUCGCCUCCUAUCAGUGGUCAGCAAGAUGGUUCAACAACACCAAGCUGCGAUGAUGGGAGAGGAGCCUGACUUGGACUUUGAGUUUCCAAUCCUACCAGGUUCUUAUCUCACCUUUAGUAAUUCAGCGCUCGAAUUUGUCAAAUCCAUCUGCGAGGUCUUUGGCCUAGCCAGCGACUAUGCCAUCGAAAUUGGCCUACUCCGACGAAACCUACUCGACAUUGUCGGGGUGCGCGAAUUUGCAGAGGAAGCCAUCUGGAGACAGCCCUGUCAAUCCUUCAAACUGAGCAUGGUCAUUUGCCAUUACUGUAACUCGAUCAGGGACUUUGAUUUCUGUCGAGAUACAGAUUUACUACCGAGGCAGGGCAACGACGGGCGGAGUCCACCGAAAUGGAUCUGUGCCUAUUGCGAUACCGAGUACGACAGAAAGGCUAUAGAGAGUAGUAUGAUCGACGUGGUCAAGAGGAUGGAGAUGGUAUAUCAGAUGCAAGACCUCAAAUGCGCCAAAUGCAAACGGAUCAAAGUCGAUAACCUUGGCCAAUACUGUUCUUGUUCUGGAUCUGUUGGGCUAACAGUCGGGAAGGCGGAUGGGCGUCGUAGACUGCGAACCAUUGUAAAUGUAGCAACGGUUCACAAUCUUGCUGCACUCAAGGUGAAUACUUCAUUCUACUCGAUUCAUUCAAACUGA
Messenger RNA from Acaulospora colombiana, 4320 nucleotides. The record is from the annotation of a GenBank genome assembly. Lineage: Eukaryota; Fungi; Glomeromycota; Glomeromycetes; Diversisporales; Acaulosporaceae.